UUUGAUUAUCAUAAUGGAUUGCCUGUUUUCACAUCUUGACUAUCCUUUGUUUGCAAUGUUUUGUGCAGAUGUUUGACGACCAAGACUUGGGUUUCUUCACCAACUUCAUGGGCAUCUUCAUAUUCGUGUUGGUCAUCGCGUACCACUUUGUGAUGGCAGACCCGAAGUACGAGAACUGAUCUCCUUUUGUUUAGCAAUGAGACCGCAUUAUACUGAUUGCAAAUAGGGA
Molecule: messenger RNA, 229 nt
Organism: Hordeum vulgare subsp. vulgare (domesticated barley)
Lineage: Eukaryota; Viridiplantae; Streptophyta; Magnoliopsida; Poales; Poaceae
Product: dolichyl-diphosphooligosaccharide--protein glycosyltransferase subunit 4C-like
Exons: 1
Coding region: 69-179 (36 amino acids)
Source: RefSeq, a predicted model, not a curated record